This is a messenger RNA of Neltuma alba, 1407 nucleotides long. Its product is annotated as DNA damage-repair/toleration protein DRT100-like. Gene Ontology annotation, molecular function: protein binding. The transcript has a single exon. Bases 175 to 1281 code for a protein of 368 amino acids. The record is from RefSeq and is a predicted model, not a curated record. Lineage: Eukaryota; Viridiplantae; Streptophyta; Magnoliopsida; Fabales; Fabaceae.
AGAAAAGAGGAAGGAGCAGUAUAUAAAGGACGUUGUGAGAGCCCCAAACUUGCAUGCAGAGGCUCCCCCUGCCAUCGACAUUUGCAGUAAUAAAUAAAAGAGCAUCCAGCAACUGAGGCCGCCACCCACAGCCUUCAUUACGAUAUUAGAGCCAGUGCAGCCAAUCCUCACUCAAUGGCCACACCUCCGACUGCGUCCAUUGGAGUGCUGCUUUUGCUCCUCGCCAUUAGCCCGGCCGUCCACUCUUGCCCCCCUUCUGACCGGGCGGCCCUCCUCGCCUUCAAGGCCGCUCUCCGCGAGCCCUACUUGGGCAUCUUCGAUUCCUGGACCGGCACCGACUGCUGCCGCAACUGGUACGGCGUCAGCUGCGACCAGCACUCCCGCCGCGUAGCCGAUAUCAAUCUCCGCGGCGAAUCGGAGGACCCCCUCUUUCAAAAAGCCCGCCGCACCGGCUACAUGACCGGAUACAUCUCCCCCGCAAUCUGCAAGCUCACCCGACUCUCCAGCAUCACGGUCGCCGACUGGAAGGGCAUCUCGGGCGAAAUCCCCCGAUGCAUCACCUCCCUGCCCUUCCUCCGAAUCGUCGACCUCGUCGGGAACCGAAUCUCCGGUGCCAUCCCCGGCGACAUCGGCAGGCUCCGCAGCCUGACCGUCCUGAACGUGGCGGACAAUCAAAUAUGGGGGGAAAUACCGGCGUCACUGGCGGACCUGAGCGGCCUGACGCACCUGGAUCUGAGGAACAACAGAAUAACGGGGCCGCUGCCGAGAAGCAUGGGGAGGAUGAGGAUGCUGAGCAGGGCGUUGGUGAGCGGGAACCAGCUGAGCGGCACGAUUCCCACUUCCAUCUGCCAAAUAUAUCGGCUGGCGGAUGCGGAUUUAUCGCGGAACAAGAUAACGGGGCCCAUCCCGGAGUGCGUGGGCAGAAUGGGAGUUCUGUCGACGCUGAAUCUGGACGGGAACAGAUUGUGGGGCAGAAUCCCAGAGAGCCUGUUCACUUCGGGGAUAAGCGAUCUGAACCUGAGCAGGAACGGGCUGUCGGGCACAAUACCGAAUGCGUUCGGGGCAAGAUCCUACUUCACGGUGCUGGACCUGUCGUAUAACAAUCUGAAGGGCGGCAUCCCGGAGUCGGUGUCGAGGGCGGGCUACAUAGGGCACUUGGAUUUGAGUCACAACCAUUUGUGCGGCAGGAUCCCCAGCGGGGCCCCCUUUGACCAUCUGGAAGCGUCCUCCUUCGUCUCCAACGAUUGCCUCUGCGGCAAACCUCUCAAACGUUGCUACUAGCUAGCUACUCUUCUUGUUUUCGUUUGUCGUCAAUACUUACUGUGUUUCUUUUUGCAUGUAAUUUAGAAGCCCCCUCUCCUCUGUCCCAUCCUCCCUACGUACCUACGUAAUUAAUUAAUUAUUAUA